CCUCCAGCCUUGGAGCAGCCCCCGCUGGAGAGGCUGAUCCUGACCCCCGAAAUCCCCCCGGACGCCGUUCAGGAGGGGAGCCUGUGUGGUUUACCACCCCUGGGGAGGAGGUGGAUGGUGGGAAUCUUCGUGGGGUUCAUCAUCUCCCCGAGCCAGUUCUACGUCCACGCCUGCAGCAGGGACACCCCUGAUGAGCUGCUGGACAUGAUGAUUGAGCUGAGAAACUGUUACUCAGAUAAGCGUCUGUGCGAUCGCUACGUCCUGCCCGAGUCCUCGGUGAGGUCUGGUCAGCUCUGCUGUGUGAUGGCUGCCUGCUGGUGGUACCGAGUUGUCAUCCACCGUGUGAUCGGUCCCCAAGAAGUAGAGGUCUUCUACACAGAUUAUGGAAACCUCGAAAUUGUCCAAAAAUCCUGUCUGAGAUUCCUCAGGCAGCGUUACCUGAAGCUCCCUGCUCAGGCCAUCCCCUGUUCCUUGGCAAGGGUACAACCUGUGGAGGGCAGGUGGUCCAGUGCAGCAACUCUGCUGUUCAAGGAGCUGUGUGGCUCCAGCAUGCUCGUGGGCAUCGUGGAUGAGUACAUCAGUGGCAUCCUGCACCUCUUCCUGUGUGACACCUCCACCAGGCAGGAUGUCUACUUCCACCACGUCCUGAGAGACAGGGGACACGCUGACAUCUGCAGGGAGAACCUUCCUUCCCAGGAAUUCAUGGAGCUGAACCCUUUGGCCUUGUAUGUUCAGCCCCGUGGAGAGCAGAGGGAUGCUGAACUGGUGGAGCCAGAGCUUGGCUUGCAGCAGGAGUCUCUGGGAGCAGAUAGUGAAACAAGGAGCUCAAAGGUGGAGGAGGAGGGACCUUGUGAGCAGCAACAGCACCUCUCUGCUGAGGAGGAGAUGCAGGAUGAUGUGCAGCCACUUUUGGAUGAAGACAGGCUUCCAAGAACAGACCAGGACCCUGAACUGGCAGAGGAGGAUACAAAGGGAACUUCUGCAGAGCUCAUGGCAGUGGUUCAG
Merops nubicus (carmine bee-eater) is the source of this 1005-nucleotide messenger RNA. It is a transcript of the gene TDRD5, whose product is annotated as tudor domain containing 5. The transcript is spliced from 6 exons. NCBI's taxonomy places the organism in Eukaryota, Metazoa, Chordata, Aves, Coraciiformes, Meropidae. The record is from RefSeq and is a predicted model, not a curated record. Gene Ontology annotation, biological process: spermatogenesis. The annotation marks the transcript as partial.